AUGGCCGAGCCCACCGACACUCAAACUCAAACUCAAAUCCCCAUCGUCCCAGAAGCGGAUGACGAUCUCUACAAUGAUGAUUCGGAUUAUGGCAGCGCAUCCGAUGGAAGCGCCACCACCUCGCUCGCCUCUAGCAUCGUGAAUUACCAAUACGAGAAUGGACGACGAUACCAUGCGGCUCGACAGGGAGAGCAUAUUCUCCCCAACGACGACCGAGAGCAGGAACGGCUCGAUCUUCAUCAUCACAUUUGCACCCUCGCCCAGUCUGGGUCGCUCUAUCGCGCCCCUAUCAAGCAGGGAAUCGAAAAGAUCCUUGACCUCGGAACGGGAACUGGAAACUGGGCGAUUGACAUGGCAGACCAAUUUCCAGAGGCUAUCGUGACAGGGACUGAUUUGAGUCCAAUCCAGCCUGGAUGGGUGCCUCCCAACUGUCGCUUCGAGAUUGACGACUUUGAGCUUCCGUGGAACUGGAGCACGCCGUUCGACUAUAUUCAUAUGCGUGCCAUUGAAGGAUCAGUCGGUGAUUAUGACACUCUGUUCAAACAAGCCCACGACAACCUCACGCCUGGAGGGUGGUUCGAAAUCUGCGACGACACAGUCGGGGUGUUUUCCGACGAUGACACCAUUGACAAAGCGCCCAACAUGACCCGCUGGGUAGGGCUGCUGAUUGAGGCAAGCCACAAAUACGGCAAGCAUAUGAACGUGUGCAAGAACUAUAAGCAGUGGUUGACCAACGCUGGCUUCAAGAAUGUCCGAGAGGAGAUCUAUAAGAUUCCAUUCUCUCCCUGGCCCAAAGACCCGAAGCUCAAGGAGCUGGGGAGGUACCAUCAAGUCAACAUGCUCGAAGCCCUCGAGGCCUACUCGCUGGCUUUGAUGACUCGGUUCCUUGGAUGGUCAGUUGCCGAUGUGCAGCUGCUGUUGGCUGGAGUGCGCAGGGAGUUACUGGACCGGAAGUUGCAUAUCUAUUCCAAGAUGUACGUGGUGUACGGACAGAGAGAGUAG
Messenger RNA from Aspergillus calidoustus, 1002 nucleotides. The record is from the annotation of a GenBank genome assembly. NCBI's taxonomy places the organism in Eukaryota, Fungi, Ascomycota, Eurotiomycetes, Eurotiales, Aspergillaceae.